UCUUGUAGUCAUUGUUAGCCAGCAAGUCAGAGAGAGGCGCGACCAGGCAGACAGUGAGUGUGUGUGCAAAUUGUGAUGAGUAAAAGCAUUAGGCGACUCAGCUGUUGAUACAGCCAGUGAGCGUGUGCGAGAGCGCGAGAGCGAGGGAGUGAGAGAGAAGUGUAAGGCAAAAAGGAAAGAAAGAAGGGAAAAGAGAAAGGAUACUACAAGUAUGCUGUGCUGCAUAAGAAGAACAAAACCGGUUGAGAAGAAUGAAGAGGCUGACCAGGAAAUCAAGCAGGAUGAGAAGAAACCAGAGGACAAAGCCCACAAGGCGGCCACCAAAAUCCAGGCCAGCUUCCGUGGACACAUACUCCGGAAAAAAAUGAAAGAUGGAGAGGAGGAUGAGGAGGCCAGUCCAGCUGUCCCAGAGGAGGAGGCGAAGGAGGCAGCAGACGGAGAGGAGGAGAAGAAGGAAGAUGUCCCCCCUGCGACUGAGCAGGCUGCCGAGGAAAAAGACCCCACUGAGAUUAAAGAGGAGGAGACGAGCCAAGCCAAAAGCCCCACCUCAGAAAAGCCAGCAAACUCUCCUGCCCCUGUCGCCACCUCGCCCGUGGCAGCAGCAGCUUCUCCCACUGCAGCGGCGGAGCCUUCAGAGCCUCCCAAAGAGGAGGCCAAGGCAGAGCCCAGCAACACCAAGGAGAAGCCCAAAGAGGUGGACAGCAGUGAAGCUCCGGUUUCUGCCCAAAACCCCUCCACUGAUUGUGUUGAAAAGAGUGUGGAGGGUGGUGCUGCCCAGGAGGAGUCCAAACAAGCCGACGUGCCUGCUGCUACUGUCAGUGAGACGGCUGAUAAGGAGGAGCCUCACCAAACACAAGACAAAAAAGAUGCUGCUGAAGAAUCCCAACCAGCUGAGGCCCCAGAGGCAGACCAGGAGGUCAAGGAGGACCAAGAGAAAGUUUAACAUAGAGAAAAAAAUUACUAUGAUUACAAAUGAAUUUAAAGGGUGACUCUUUUCCUUCUGAAUGUGAAGAUAGUCCAUUUUUAUUUGUUUGUCAUUUUUUGUGUGGCAAUGAUUUUCUUAUGUUGGGGGAGUUUCCAACAUGUGUUUUUUGGUUCAAGCUAUAAGUGGUAUGAUUUGGGUAUGCUCUGUAUCUUACAUGAUUGAAUCGAUGGUUGGAUGUAUCCAAGUUUUGAACUGAGUUUCAAAAUCCUACAAAGCAGGACAGGACAUUUUCAUAUUCUGCUUGAGUUGAUCAAGCUUGGUUUAGAUUCUUUGAGUAAUCAGUCCUUCCCCAUUCCGCACUUACACAACUAACAAGUCUGAGGUGAUUUUCACGACUUUACGGAAAACGAUAAAUACUAUGACAUAAAUAUUGUUGGCCCCACAACUAAAAUCCCCCUUCCAAAUUACAUGAUUAGCAUGAACCAUCUAACAAGUUGCAUGGGAACUCUUCCGCUAAGAGGACCUUUUCACAGUCACAAUACAAAAAAAAUGUGGCUUCUAUUUGAUGUCCUUGGUGUUGUUAUGACCGUUUGAUAUGAAUUGGAAUUACUCUUGCACUGAUGUUAAAAAGAAAAUCAAACAAACAAAACUAAAAAACGUUUCCUAUGUUCCAGUGAGUGCAAUGUCCAGUUUGAAUCUAAGGAGUUAAAUUGUGAAAAAAAUCAAAUAAUGGUUUCAAUGUCUGUUUUCAAAAUAAAGCAAUGUGCCAAUUACCAUCAUAAGUUGUGGAAUAUAUUUCACCUGCCAAACAAAAUAUUUGGUAAUGAAGGCUAAUGAUAAGCCACUUUCACAUAAACCCUGAAUUAGAGUAUAAUAGUAUUAUUUUUCAUGAGAUCUAGAGACAUCUAGUGGAGCGUGGUAGUACCUGCAGCUUAGGGCUUGGGGCUCGAUUCAAUCCGUACUGCUGAAGUUCAGCACUAUAGCGCAGUUACAUUUUGAAAUAUAUAGGUAAUUUACGAUUGAGUCGACCAAUGCAGUGUUUACCAUGAAAGCAGUCCGCUAACUCGGGAACAUUGGCAUUACUAUCACGCUUUGUGGCAGCUCUUCAACACUACAUAUUGAAUAGAGUCCCUGGUAUGAAACAAUACCCAGCUAUUAACUUAUUAGUAACAAAUGCUAUACUUUUGGGUCUCGAUUCAAUCCAUAUCGCUGACGUUCAGCGCUAUAGUGCACUUGAAAUUGAAAGGUCAUUUCCGAUUGAGCUGACAUAUGGAGCGUUUACAGUGAAUGCAGUCUCCGCUAACGCAGGAACAUUGCCUUUAAAUGUCAAUCGAACUACAACACAGAUUUUCAGCACUACGGAUUGAAUCAAGCCCAAUUGACUUGAUAGUAAAAACAUACUGGUGGUUAGCUCAGUUUUUUUUUUUUUUUUACUAAAUAGGUUAUAGAUACACCCAAUCUUCCAUACUCCCAGUAUUUGGCACAAACACUUCCAGUUGGUCAGGUCUGUGUUGGAGGAUCAGUUAGUGUUUCAUAAUCACCAGAUAUAUUUCUCAUGAAGGAUGGACUGGUGCAUGUGCUUUCCAGGGUUAGGGUCAAUUCCCAUUUAAUGUCAUUCUUUAUCUCAAUGGGGCCUCCUGGUUUAAAGGUUAGAUAAAAACGCUACAAGGCUCAUAGAAAAUGAAUAGACUAUCCAGUUCAGGAGUUCAUCAGUGUCCAUAUCAGUUGCCCUUUCCUUCUAUAAAGGCUAUCAUUUCCAUCAGACAACGCAAAUGACUGUAUCUACUGGCAGGAGUUCUCCUUCCAGGGAUCUCACUGUUCAGAUAGCUUUGUCAGUGUCAUUUCCAAUGUCCAGAGUUAACUGGCUAGAAAGUGUCAUAGAAACCCCUCUCCUUUUCCAAAACAGAUGUAUCGUUUUUCAAGCACUCCAGAAAUAUACAGUAUAGGACACAAAUCUCCCAAUGAGAAUUACAAUAUGUAUAUUAUUUUAUUUGCAUGUUACAUGGUGAUAAACACAAUUGUACCAGGGAGAUACUGUGUUUCAAGCGUUCUCCAAAAAGAUUACUCAUUGACAUCUCAAUCCACAUUCAAAUACAGAACACUGAAUUCAAACAAAUUGAUUUUGUUGUCGAAAUUCUUUCUUGUUUACCUUUACAUACCAUUUUUUGAAAUAAAUCGCAAUAACUUUACCAUAAAUCAAAGGAAAUAAAAAACGGGACAUUGCUGUGUAA
This is a messenger RNA of Coregonus clupeaformis (lake whitefish), 3156 nucleotides long. RefSeq names its product neuromodulin-like. The transcript is spliced from 3 exons. Gene Ontology annotation, biological process: regulation of growth. Lineage: Eukaryota; Metazoa; Chordata; Actinopteri; Salmoniformes; Salmonidae. The record is from RefSeq and is a predicted model, not a curated record. The coding region runs from base 212 to 943 and encodes 243 amino acids. Gene Ontology annotation, molecular function: protein binding.